Molecule: messenger RNA, 1321 nt
Organism: Xiphias gladius (swordfish)
Lineage: Eukaryota; Metazoa; Chordata; Actinopteri; Istiophoriformes; Xiphiidae
Product: cysteine-rich protein 2-like
Exons: 8
Coding region: 148-762 (204 amino acids)
Source: RefSeq, a predicted model, not a curated record
CACCACCACCACCAUCACCACCAUCCUCUGGGGUGUGUCCGCGCCGCUGGAGCUGCAGGCAGACGGCGAGCACAAAGGACAGGCUGCCGACGCUGGACCGACUGCAAGCGACCCCCUCGCUCCGUCCUGAUCCGGUCUCCACGGAACAUGGCGUCAAAGUGUCCUAAAUGCGACAAGACGGUGUAUUUCGCGGAGAAGGUGUCGUCUUUAGGGAAGGACUGGCACAAGUUCUGUCUGAAAUGUCAGCGCUGCAACAAGACGUUGAAUCCAGGAGGCCACGCUGAGCAUGAUGGGAAGCCUUAUUGCCACAAGCCCUGCUAUGCCGCCCUCUUUGGGCCAAAAGGCGUGAACAUCGGCGGAGCUGGGUCCUACGUGUAUGACAAUCCCGUCAAUGAAGCCCCCGCAGCCGUUUCCGUGGAAACAGAUGCCAAGCCAGAGCAGGAGAAAAAAGCUCCUGCACGGGGACCAGUGAAGGCUGCAAGCUUUUCGUCUUUCUCUGGAGGACCCAACAUCUGCCCCAGAUGCAACAAGACGGUAUAUUUUGCUGAGAAGGUCUCGUCUCUCGGGAAGAACUGGCACCGGCCCUGUCUGCGCUGUGAGAGAUGCAGCAAGACUCUGGCUCCGGGCAGCCACGCAGAGCAUGAUGGACAGCCGUACUGCCACAAACCGUGCUACGCUGUGCUGUUCGGACCCAAAGGUGUGAACACUGGAGGCAUCGGCAGCUACAUCUACGACGAUCCUGAAGCCGAAGCCCAGCCUUGAGCCCCGAUGCUGCCUCCAACGCCCGGGCGAAGCACCACCUCCAAGACCCUCCGUGUCUCUUUUAUUUGCCUUCAGAUGUCAUGGUGAUAAAUGAUAUGUACUGCACUCACAGGGAUGGAUACUUAGAUGUUUGUUUGAUUUGUAUAUUGUUUAUAUACCUAUUUUUUGUACUGAAAAAAACCUUUAAUAUUUCCUCCCAUGUGAGUUUCAGAUUUUCCUUUCAGUUUCUUGGUUCUCUUUGCCAAAUAUUUAUUAGCCUAUUAUGUAGUGGAUUAAAAGGCCUGUGUUUUUCACACUCACAAUUGAUAGUUUUUAAGAAUUUUGUGCACUUAAAACAUGUACUGUAUGAGAAAAAAAAAAAAGUACCAGCCCACCAAUUUAUUGUCAGUGUUGUUUGAACAAGUUCAUCCUGGCUCUAACGUGAAGGAUGACGGUGUAGACGUAGCGAAGACGCGCACAGAGACGUACAUUUUACUGAAUGUUAAGCAGGUGAGUUUGGGGUCUGUUGGGAACAAAAAGGGGUCAAACGUUUUCUACAGUAAAACCGUGUGAUGCCAAA